AUGGCAGCUGUCAGGCUGCUAGUGUUGGCGGUGUUAAUCGUUUCCUGGUGCAACAUAGCGAUGGCCGAACCGCGGAAGCAAUCGGCCCCACCGCCCCAUAUCGUGCUUAUCGUUGCGGACGACAUGGGCUGGAACGAUGUCGGUUUCCACGGGUCAAACCAGAUCGCUACGCCCAACAUCGACGCCCUGGCGUACGAUGGCAUCAUCCUUAAUCGGCACUACUCGGCCCCGAUGUGCACCCCGUCCCGGGCCGCCCUGAUGACUGGUCGCCACCCGAUCAACCUGGGCAUGCACCAUUACGUGAUCGACAUCGACGAACCGUGGGGUCUCGGGCUGGACGAGAAGCUGAUGCCGCAAUACUUCCGCGAGGCCGGCUACCGGACGCAUCUGGUUGGCAAGUGGCACCUGGGCUUCUUUUCCGAGCAUUACUGGCCGACGAACCGGGGCUUCGAUACCCACAUCGGGUACCUGGGGCCCUACAUCGACUACUGGAGUUACGUGUCGAAGAUGAACAGUGGCGCGGCCUUCGAAGGGUACGAUCUACGGCAGAAUCUCGCCAUUAACCGCGCGGCGAACGGGACGUACGCAACGGACUAUUUCACCGGCGCUGCCAGCGACAUCAUCGCAUCACACGGGCGUACUGGCGAUCCGAUGCUGUUGGUGCUCACUCAUCUGGCCCCGCAUGCCGGUAACGACGAUGAUCGACUGCAAGCGCCACAGAAAACGAUCGAUCGGUUCGACUACAUCGGCGACAUCGACCGCCGCAAGUACGCCGCAAUGAUGUCCAAGCUUGACGACAGUGUAGGCGAAGUUUACCAGAGCCUGGAGGCCAACGGUAUGCUCAACAACUCGAUCAUCGUCUUUCUGAGCGACAACGGCGGCGUCACGCAGGGAAUGCACAGCAACACCGGCUCCAACUAUCCGUUCCGUGGGCAAAAGCAUUCCCCUUGGGAGGGAGCCGUACGAACGGCGGCUCUCAUCUGGAGCCCGCUAAUUCAACAAGCGCAGCGAGUUUCCAAACAAUGGUUCCACAUAUCCGAUUGGCUUCCAACGCUGGCGUCGGCCGCCGGCAUCAGCCUUCCGCACGACGAAACCGCCAGUGACAUUGACGGUAUCGAUCAGUGGGAAGCGUUGGCCUACGGUACCGGAAACCCGCGCCAACGGUUGAUGAACAACGUGGACGAAAUUUUCGGCUACACCAGCUACAUGGAGAACGGACUAAAGUACGUGAACGGUACGACGCUCGAGGGAGCCAACGAUCGGUGGUACGGCGCGGCGGACUCGCUCGACAAACUCCCCGGGAACGCACAGUACCUGGACACCGUAAAGUCCAGCCCGAUCGGACGUGCGCUGCAGCUGGACGCGAUCGUGAUGGGAUACUUGCGGAGGCACGCUCGCGUCAACUGUAGCAACGCGAUUGCCACCCGUGACUGCAACCCGCUGCAGAGGCCCUGCCUGUUCGACAUCAUAAACGAUCCGUGCGAGAUGCAUGACAUCGCGGCGGAACACCCGAUCAGGAUGCGCCAGAUACAAGAAAACAUUGAAGACUACCGAUCGCGCGCGGUGAAACCACGCAAUCGUCCACACGAUCCGGCAGCGAAUCCGGCGAACUUUGGUGGCGUUUGGAACUGGUGGCGAACGGAGCCGACGAGACAGGUCGCCGCCCACGACGAACAGAUGCCGCCUCCGUCGCACUCGCUGCCAAAGGACACCCAGCUCUACGUGAUCGUGCCGAUUGUCGUAGUCGGGAUCGUGUUCGUAAUUGGCACGUUGCUCUAUCUGUCGAACAAAAACGUCAUCACACUGUUCCGCAAGACCAAGACGGCGGGUGUCGCCAACAUGCCCAGCGAGAUACCGACCACGGUUGGUCCGUCCGGCUCGGGCGAUAACAAGCCGAUCGAUUCUGCGUUCAACUCGAAAAUCUACGUCAUUAGUGAUAGGGACCGGUAACCGGGCAUGGAAACCAGGGGAUGUUUGUUACACUUUUGUUUUGCCAUUGUUUUUUUUUGGGCUAAGGGUCAUACUUAACGAGCACACUGGACACUUAAUGGAAACGAUAGUUUGCAACAAAAAACAGCGUUAAGACCAUACACUUCUUAAGCACUUUUAUUUACAAUUAAACUAAGGUAGAUCUCCAA
This is a messenger RNA of Anopheles cruzii, 2138 nucleotides long. Its product is annotated as arylsulfatase B-like. NCBI's taxonomy places the organism in Eukaryota, Metazoa, Arthropoda, Insecta, Diptera, Culicidae. Bases 1 to 1950 code for a protein of 649 amino acids. The record is from RefSeq and is a predicted model, not a curated record. The transcript has 3 exons.